GUUACUGCCGGCCGCGGCCCGGUCGCCUCAUUCCCUGCACCCCAGAGUCCAGCUUCGUCACCCCAACGAGGGGGGGGAGGGCCUUCUCUCUGGCCUCGGGAAUCCUCUCAGCAUCCUCACAACAAAGCCCUCUCGUCUCGGCCCGGUCACCGGGGAGGGGAGGGGGACCAUGUCCCAGCGGGUGAGGCGCAAUGGGUCCCCCACGCCGACCGGCGCCCUCGGAUGUAGUGCGGUCGCCACAGCCGGAGGACCCGGGAGCCGCCUGCAGCCCAUGAGGGCCACGGUUCCGUUCCAGCUGAAGCAGCAGCAGCAACAUGGCAGCCCCACGCGGAGCAACGGCGGCGGCGGUGACAAAACACGACCACCUUCCUCAAGCCCUUCCAGUAUUAUUCGUCGUACUUCUUCCUUGGAUACACUUGCAGCUCCGUACCUUGCUGGGCACUGGCCUCGUGACAGUCAUGGGCAAGCUGCACCUUGCAUGAGGGACAAAGCUACACAGACAGAGAGUGCAUGGGCUGAAGAAUACUUGGAAAAGAAAAAAGGCUCUCACAAGCGCUCAGCAUCCUGGGGCAGUACAGAUCAACUUAAAGAGAUUGCAAAAUUACGCCAGCAGUUGCAGAGAAGUAAGCACAGCAGUCGUCAUCAUCGAGAUAAAGAAAGACAGUCUCCAUUCCAUGGCAACCAUUCAGCUAUUAACCAGUGUCAGCCACAAGAUAUUCCAGAUGGCCAUCGUGCACCUCCCCCCCUUGCACAGAGAAGUAGCAGCACACGAAGCAUUGACACACAGACCCCUGGUGGGGCAGACAGGGGAAGCAACAAUAGCAGCCGCUCUCAGUCUGUGUCCCCCACAUCCUUCCUCACCAUCUCCAAUGAAGGCAGCGAGGAGAGUCCUUGUUCAGCUGAUGACCUGCUUGUUGAUCCCAGGGAUAAAGAGAAUGGGAACAAUUCUCCUUUGCCCAAAUACGCAACCUCACCAAAACCUAACAACAGUUACAUGUUCAAAAGGGAACCUCCUGAGGGCUGUGAAAGAGUCAAAGUCUUUGAGGAAUGCUCGCCAAAACAACUUCAUGAAAUCCCAGCAUUUUACUGUCCUGACAAAAACAAGGUGAAUUUCAUUCCUAAAAGUGGCUCUGCUUUCUGCCUGGUCAGUAUCCUCAAGCCACUCCUUCCUACACCAGAUCUUACCCUCAAAGGCUCUGGCCACAGCCUGACAGUCACCACUGGCAUGACAAGCACUCUGCUUCAGCCCAUUGCUGUGGCCUCCUUGUCUACAAACACAGAACAAGACCGGGUCUCUCGAGGAACCAGUACAGUUCUGCCAUCAGCCUCCCUACUUCCACCACCAGAACCAAUUGAGGAAGCUGAAGGAUAGGUCCCAGUGCUAUGUGACCAUGUUCUGGGAAACUAGGACGUCCUCACAUCACUUGACUAUGCUGACAUCGUGUGCUCCCUGUUGGCUGUGAUGUGCUCUAGCUAUCCAGUGACGUGUGACAGCGAGGCUUCUGGAAGAAAGCAGUCCUUCUGACUGCUCUGCCCCAUUCAUGAAGGCCAACCAUCAGUGCUUUGCCUGCUUUGCUAAAAGCACUGAUGGAAAUAAGGUCUCAUUCUUUACUUUUUGGAGGGACAAUACCACAUUUCUUUUUUGUUUUCAAAUUAGACUUAAAGACAAAAGACACACAUACACAAAACCUGAUCCCUACAAACAUAAUUCAUGAAGGGAGAUGUGAAUGAUGCUGCAAGAACCAUCUUUUAUAUGAAAACUAUUUUAUAAUACCAAUGUAACAUUUUCUGAAGCGUAGCAAACAGGAUGUUCAAAAGAUUCUUUGGUGGCCUCUGUUUCUUGUUUCCCUUUCUAAAAAGUUGUGUGCUUUUUUUGCUGUUUUCAGCUUUGGGACCAAAGGGAUUGUUGACAUUUUCCCAGCAAUGUUAAUCUCAUGACUAAGUUCUUCUCCCAAAUAAGAAUUGAUAGGUAAAUAUGUUAAACAGUAUAUAUAAAAGAGAUAAAAAGCAAUAUUUGUACUACAUUAUGUGAUUUAUGUUUUUUGAUGUUGUUUGUGCUUUGGGUGAAAUAUUUGUAAAACUGCUGUUUUCUUCACUAUUCCUGUACACAUUUUACCAUGUGAUCAGAAAAGUUAGUCUGAAGACAAGUGCUUUAAUAUGUUCACCCAUAUUGGAACUUGGUUUAAAAGUCAGUAAGCCAAAAGGAAACUAUCCAGUGUUGAUUGCUAGCUAGGAGUGAGGAACCCUUUGGUUUUCUGUGAAAUGUCUAUACAUGAUCGCCCACCUUUGCCAGGUGUCAUUCUACCUUUAAUCAUCACUGUAUCAUAGCCCCAAGAGACCCUAAAAUGGCUGUGCAUGGAUUUCCUCCUUUGCUUUUGUGAUGUUGUUGUCUUGUGGAUUUGGUCAGGGUUAGUAGUUUGCCAGGAGUGUAAUCCAUUGAAUAGCGAUCUGUAGCCACAGAAUCUUGAGAUUGACUUUUCUUUACAGUGUUGGCACUGAGAUUUGUUGUCUACAGAUUUUUCUAAGUUGUUCUCCAAUAUUCCAGUGGGGGGAAAAACAGAUAAGAGCUUUGGAUCAUAAACAACAGGUACCUUUGAACAAUCCAAACAAUUUUGUAUUUGGGCUCAUUCUAAUACAAACCACUGCCAAUAAUACAUGACACUAUUUCAUUUCUAGGUAUGUGGUAAUGAAAUUAAGGAGCAACUCUUUUUAGAAGAACUUUAGCAAAGUGUUGAUAAAAGGCAUCCUUUUAAUAUCUUCAUACGAUGCAAUGAGUUGAUGUUUUCAUAUGUAUAAUAGGUAGAAAAAAUAUUUUUAAGUCCUUGUAAAAGGGUUACCAUUUUGGAGGCUAAUUUUGUCCUCUUGUCUAGACGUAUUCCAUCAAGAAAAAUCUAAGCAUAGUCAUAAAUCAGCUGAAAACUCUUAUUUAUACUGAUAUGACAUCUAAGCAAUUUAUAAUGCACCUUAUUCAGUUUAAAGUGAAGGUGUAUUUUAGUUCAAUCAGAUACAAUUAAAUAUCUUAAUGAAGGUGUAAGGUUUCAGUUGGUAGGACUUGUGGGUUUUUGGUACUUUUUCCACCUAAAACCUAGUUAUUGGGAACUAUUAAGUUACAGUUUGCAUAUCAAUCAAAGCUCAGUUAUGCAGCAUCUGAAGUUUCUGAUUUUUCUUUUAAAUUACUUUAACUCUUUGCCUUCUUUGUUAGGCCUUUUGACUUUACUAUUUCACAAGUGAGUAUGUGCUCUAUACAAGAGAAAGGUACAAGAGAAAGGUAAAAAUGAAAUUGGGUUAGCUAAUAGGAAUGGGCAGGAGAAGGUAGUUAAAAACAAGAUUUUGCUCAGCUUUUGUUUAAACUCAGGGGUUUUUUUUUUUCCUUUUAAAUUUAAAUUCUACUAAAUCUUUUUUUCAUUCUCUUAUGCUUCGUCACCUUUAUGGUCUCCAUCCCCAACUCAGUCACAAGGGUAUUUCAAAAUUAGAAUAUUAGUGUGCAACAAUUGCUCUUUGUUGUGCACCUUUAUCAAAUUCAUACCUUUGUGCAGGUUUUCAUAAAUCUUUAAUCUAAAAGCAAUUAAAAAUCAGAUGAAAGAACAAGUUUCAGAUUUAUUAUUUUUAGUCUUAUAUAUAGAAGUUUGGUGGUAGGGAGAAUGUGAAAUCAACUGUAUGGCAACCAAACACAUUUCUUGGAUUUGGGAGAACUAGAGCUUGAGAUGUGAAGUCAAAGGUCCAUGGUACAAAACAACUCUUAUGUGUCAGUGCCAAAGGGCUAACUUUUAAGCAUAUAAGCUUUAUCACAGUUUUUAAGGAAUAUUAACUUUAGGCCCAUCUAGGUGUCCCAUUUAACCCUUUGUUUCCAGAUGGCAGAUUUUUUUCAAAAAUGAGUAUUCACAAUAGAAUACAUAAUACUGUAUUCUAAAAUCACACUCCAUAAUUAUUGUGUCACUGUACAGAAGGUAAAUAGAAUAGCUUCAAUGGGAAUAUAACUAAAUUCUCCCACAGUGCUGGGGGACUGAAGUCAGAGCCCCAUGCAUGCCAGGCAGCCUUCUACCAUGGGCCUACAUUCCCAAGUUCCUAAUUUAAAUGUAUUUAAUUUUAAAAAAUCCAUUUAAGUAAAAGAAAAAUGGAUGGCAUGUAUCUUUUGGCAAAAGGAACUAUUUCCGUUACUUUUUGUCAAUUUAACCUUAAACAGUUUAUUCCUUGUAAUAAUAAACUGAUAAAUUGACUGUUACUGUUCAUGACUAUGUCUAUUACUCUGUUGCUUAUCUGGUUUUUGUAACCAUUUAUAUUCUAAAAGUACUAGUAUUGCCUCUUUGGUUAAAUAUGAUGUGUGUGAUGUCAAAUUUUUAGUUUUGAACACAGUUCUUCAUUUUGUUUAUAAUGUUUCUUACACUUUUAACCAAAUCAAUCUUAGAAGGUGCUAUUGCAUACUGGGGAAUAUCUGGCAACAGUGAAAGACUUUUUUCUUUAAAAAAUUGUUGGCAUUCAUUAGAAGAAGCUAUCAAAAAUGGCAGAAUUUAUUGCAACUUUUAUGUCCAAGGUUAGGACUGGUUGUCAGGAUUUUCUCUUAAAAUAAGGAAAAAUUGCUACUACUAAAUCUAUUGUUCUAAACUUCAAAUUCAUUCCCUAAAGCUUAGAUUUUUUGUUACCUUCUAACUGGAUCAGUGGAAGUCCUGAACUUGCAAAAUAAAGAUGAGAAUAUUUAAAUCUGCACUUUAAGGUUUUUUUACUCUGCCCAAAUUAGUGAUAAGCAGAGUAACCCUGAACAAUAUUUUGUUUAUACAGUCCUGUUGAGUAUAAUUUAUGUUUUUUAAACUCUGCAUCUUUUAUCUCUGUUGAAGCUCUGUAAAUCUUUUUAAAAUGCAAUUUUUAAACUUGUUUUCUAACAAAAUUCUACCCCAAAAGCAGCAUUUCCAGUGGUAAUAGAUAUUGUAACUAUGUUCUUAUGUAUUCCUUGUACCUGAACACUUGUUGCUGCCUCACAAGAAAAGAGAACUUUUAUGUUAAAAAUAAAGUCUGUUCUUAAGAGUU
Molecule: messenger RNA, 5022 nt
Organism: Dipodomys ordii (Ord's kangaroo rat)
Lineage: Eukaryota; Metazoa; Chordata; Mammalia; Rodentia; Heteromyidae
Gene: Fam117b
Product: family with sequence similarity 117, member B
Exons: 7
Coding region: 170-1372 (400 amino acids)
Source: RefSeq, a predicted model, not a curated record